GAGUUCACUAACAGCCUAUCCCACCCUAGAUUCAUUCAGUCAACCACAUACACAUAAGAAUUAUCAUCAUCCUGAUCGAUUAUACUGAGUACCGUUCAUGGAAAGUAGACAGUGGAAUGGUCAUAUUAUUCGAUAAGGUGGGGGACGGAUGGGUAGAAUGUAGAAUGUCAUUGAUAUGUACGCGUGUUUACACACUGUUGAUCGACCAAUCGAAUCACUGCACACUUUAUUCAGUAAAUAGUAAUCAGUAUGACAUUCUACUCCUCAGUCUGCUUUUAUUCAACGUUGAAACCGGUGGCAACUUGUUCUUAGAUGAAUAAUAAGCUUACAACAAGGACGACAUUCAUAGUCUACUUUUAGAACAGAUUAUAGUGGAAAGGAAGUGACCUGAUAUUUUUAUCCUCGUGCAUACUAUACACCCCAUUUCUUGUAAAACAUACACUGCAUGGAUUCGAAUGAUUUGUUGCCAUCACACAGUCAUUCUUAUAAAAGCCAACUGAAACAACUCUCUGAGUUAAGGAUUGAUUCAAUGUCGACUUCCAAUACGAAUAUGAAUGAAAAUUAUGAUGCUACAUCAUACCGAUUCAACUUUAUAUCAAACCUUCACCAAUGUUUCAUGGGAAGAAAUUUCUUCAACCGGGAACAGCAUCUACUACAAAUGCUACUACGAGAGCCAUUGGGAGACCAUGUCUGGCUGGCACACAGACACAACAGCAAGACCAUACACUGCCAACUGCAGGUUCAUCAUCAUCAAGUGCUGUUCACAGUGAAAGAAAUUCUCAGCUGGCUAGGUUACGUCAACUGCAACAGCUAUAUCAGAGACUGGCUGUUUUAUCCGCAAUAAAGAGUGAGAAGGUAGAGGGAAAAAAUGACAAAAAUGAUGCCACAUCAUAUCGAUUCAAUUUCACAUCAAACCAUUUACCGACAUUCCAUGGAGAGAAAGUUCUUCAAUUGGGAAGGGCAUUCCCUGCAAGUACUUCAAAUGCAUCAUUCCUGGCUGAUAUAGAAAAAGCUGCAAUGAUGUAUAGAAAUGCAGCAGGUAAGGCCUCAGAGACGAGUGAUGCAGUCUACCAUUGGUCAGGAAAACUGCCAGUUCGAGCCCGUAGAACUAUGACAUUUUCACGGAAAGUCUUUCUUGGUGGUAUACCAUGGGAUAGUACAAGUGAAGAGCUAGUCAGAAUCUUUUCUCGAUUUGGCAGUGUGACUAUAUGCUGGCCACAGAAGGAUGCAAUGCAAUCCAGCAAUACAAACACUGAACCUUCUACAACCAAAGGUUAUUGCUACUUGAUAUUCGAUCAUGAGGUCAGUGUGUCUCAACUGCUUGCAAAAUGUGCUCACAAUUCAGCUACAGGUGGAGACUUUUACAAAAUUUCAAGUCCGAAAUUCCCAUCUAAAGAUGUACAGGUGAUACCAUGGGUUAUCAGUGACAGUUGUUACACAAAGUCAACUUCAAUUGUCAUGAACAUGGAACUAGUAGUGUUUGUUGGAGCACUUCAUGCCUUGAUCACUGCAGAAAUGCUUGCAAACAUCAUGAAUGACUUAUUUGGGAACGUUGUUUUUGCUGCCCUGGAUACAGACAAGUACAAAUAUCCUAUUGGUUCUGGGAGUGUAGCAUUUUCUAGUCAAGAAAGUUAUAUGAAAGCGAUUGCAGCCAAUUUUGUUGACAUUCGUACCCCGAAAUUUGUCAAGACAAUACAAAUCGAUCCAUAUCUACAACAUUCAUUGUGUGAUCAUUGUUAUGGUAAUCCUGGAAUUUAUUUUUGUAGAGCAUUUGAGUGUUUCAGUUAUUUCUGUCCAAGAUGUUGGCAACUAAUGCAUAAUCGAAAAGAGAUGCUCAAAUCACAUAAGCCUGUAAGGCGUACAUUCAAGUCAAACAAUGAUCAUAUUUUAUCGACUACUAUGACAUUAAGUAGAUGCUGAGGUCAGUGAACAUUAUUAUCUGUCAUUUUUGUUGUGGUUCCCGUUGUUAAUAGUGAUGAAGAUCUUGAAGUACACUCUAUCAUCUUGUUUCUUUCAAUACACUAGUUAGUAUUUCUACUUUUUACCUAGCCUUGAAAUUAUAUCUCUUCGAGUAAUAUUUCCUCUUUUAUAAUGCAGUUUCUAAUAACUCUACUUCUAUUCCACUGAAUGUUUUAAAUGCCUUUUAACUAGACAUCUGUGGAGAAGUCAAGUAAUACAUCAUCUUCUGUUUUCUUUCAUUAAUAAUACUGGUGAUAAUAAUAUGUAAUCUUAGGUAAUUAUGACUAUUACCACUUUUGUUCAUCCUAUACACCUCCAUCUGUCUAUCCAUCGUCUAGUUGAGUUGUAUAUUUCAGUUGAUGAAUGAGAAUGAACAGGGAGGAUUUUAUAGUUGAAUACGAAGCUGUGAAUUAACCUACUCACAUCACUUUUUACACAACAAAACUGUUUCUAAACACUUUUAUCAAUUGCAAUGAUGCAACAACGUUCUCUUAGCUUGAUAUUUCUUUACUUAUACUUAUUGUUUCGUUUUAAUAAAAUAUUAAGUUUUUAGUUAC
Messenger RNA from Heterobilharzia americana, 2516 nucleotides. The record is from the annotation of a GenBank genome assembly. NCBI's taxonomy places the organism in Eukaryota, Metazoa, Platyhelminthes, Trematoda, Strigeidida, Schistosomatidae.